Molecule: messenger RNA, 1619 nt
Organism: Clarias gariepinus (North African catfish)
Lineage: Eukaryota; Metazoa; Chordata; Actinopteri; Siluriformes; Clariidae
Gene: trmt2b
Product: tRNA methyltransferase 2 homolog B
Exons: 2
Coding region: 43-1455 (470 amino acids)
Biological process (GO): RNA processing
Molecular function (GO): tRNA (uracil(54)-C5)-methyltransferase activity, S-adenosyl methionine-dependent
Source: RefSeq, a predicted model, not a curated record
UAGACAUUAAUUCUGUAAGACUUUACAAACAUUAUAAGUCAAAUGUUGCCAGGAGUGUUUAAAUGUGCUGGGCAUCUGCUAAAAGUCUCUGUCAGCUUUAUAACACCUAAACACAGUUUGGUGUGUGUGAGCAGUACUGGAAAGAGAAGGAGAAAAAAGAAAUCCUGGCUUUUAGAUGGAAAAACUAUGUCGCUGGAGGAAAGACUAGCUGAUACUGUGACACCUUUAUGGAGACUGAGUUAUGAUGAGCAGCUUCAAUGGAAACAAGAGCGACAGCACAAUAUCCUACUCCAGAUGGCAAAUCACCUGGCACAAGACUCAUCUCUUUCAGCCAGUAAGGAAGAGGUCCCGUUUCCAGUACUGAGCAUAGUCCCUUCGCCAGUGAGGGAUGGCUACCGUAAUAAGUCCACCUUCUCAGUCAACAGAGGAAUCGAUGGAAAUCCAAAAACUGUCGGGUUCUACAUUGGCACUGGGAAAGGUAGAAACAUUGUCUGUAUUCAUGGUGAUCAUCUACUUAACAUGCCACCAAAGCACAAUCUAGUGGCCAGGUGUUAUGAGGAUUUUAUACGUGCUUCACCACUAAAACCUUGUCUUUUAUUUCAUGAUGGAGGACAUUGGAGAGAAAUUACAGUGAGAACAAACUCUGCUGGUAACACAAUGGCCAUAGUAUAUUUUCAUCCACAAACUCUAAGUUCUGACGAGAUUAAUGUUCAUAAAGCAUCUCUAGUAGAAUACUUUACAAAAGGUCCAGGAAGAGUUUGCCAGCUGGACUCUAUUUAUUUUCAGGAAAGCUCCAUGACUCGAUGCAGUCAUGAAGUCUCUCCCUAUCAGCUGCUGUAUGGGGAGCCCCAUAUUUAUGAAGAGGUCCUUGGUUUCAAGUUCCGCAUCUCUGCUGAUUCCUUCUUUCAGGUGAACAGGGGUGCGGCAGAGGCCCUGUACACGACAGUUGCAGAGCUGAAUAAGGCCAGUGAAAAGGGCACAUUGCUGGAUGUAUGCUGUGGUACAGGAGCUAUUGGUAUUUCAUUAUCCCCAAGAUUAAAGAAGGUCAUUGGUAUUGAACUAAUUGAGCAGGCUGUACAAGAUGCGAAAUAUAAUGCAACACUAAAUGGUGUUCAGAACUGUGAGUUUCUAUCAGGAAAAGCUGAACUUGUUCUUCCUAAACUGAUACCCGCAAUGCAGUGUGAAGGAGCACUCACAGCUGUUGUGAAUCCAUCCAGGGCAGGUCUACAUUAUAGAGUCAUCCAAGCCCUAAGGAAUCAUCCUGACAUACAGAGACUCAUUUAUAUUUCAUGUAAGCCAGAAGGAGAAGCAUUGCGAAAUUUCAGAGAGCUUUGCGGAAAGACCACUUUAAAGAGAAAUCUCACUGGAGUGGCCUUUGCACCGAAGCUUGCUGUUCCUGUGGACAUGUUUCCACACACCCCCCACUGUGAACUAGUGCUUGUUCUGGAACGAUAAAUAUCUGUGCCUCAUUUCUGAGCAAAAAAGAUUGUUGACCUGCACAAGGCUGGAAUGGGCUAAAAGACUUUCAGCAAGAUGCUUGGUGAAAAGGAGACAACUGUUGUAGCGAUUACUCGCAAAUGGAAGAAAUAGAAAAAAAUCCUGAAUUGCCCUCGACCUGA